Entelurus aequoreus (snake pipefish) is the source of this 2418-nucleotide messenger RNA. It is a transcript of the gene ldb1a, whose product is annotated as LIM domain binding 1a. Gene Ontology annotation, cellular component: nucleus; transcription regulator complex. Bases 210 to 1262 code for a protein of 350 amino acids. The transcript has 12 exons. Lineage: Eukaryota; Metazoa; Chordata; Actinopteri; Syngnathiformes; Syngnathidae. The record is from RefSeq and is a predicted model, not a curated record. Gene Ontology annotation, molecular function: LIM domain binding. Gene Ontology annotation, biological process: positive regulation of transcription by RNA polymerase II; nervous system development; negative regulation of transcription by RNA polymerase II.
UCCCCCACCCCCCCCACCCCCUCCACUCUCUCUCUCUUUCUCUCCUUGCCUUCUGGCUCGGCUCGGCUUCCUCUGCGGUGGCUGACCCAGGUGGACUUUUCGCUGGACGAGCGUGGGCGAAAAAGAAAGAAAGCGCGGCCCCGAUGCGAGCAGCGUGAGGGCCGAGAGCUGCCGUUUCCUUCAGAGCCGAGGCCCCAACAUGUGAGAAGAUGUCUGUUGGAGGUUGCGCUUGUCCCGGCUGUUCGUCAAAGUCAUUCAAGCUGUACUCUCCCAAGGAACCCCCCAACGGCGGCAGCUUCCCCCCUUUCCACCCAGGCGCUAUGCUGGACCGAGAUGUGGGGCCUACACCCAUGUACCCCCCGUCAUAUAUGGAACCUGGAAUGGGGAGACCCACACCGUACGGAAACCAGACAGACUAUCGCAUGUACGAGCUGAACAAAAGGCUACAGAACUGGACAGAGGAUUGCGACAAUUUGUGGUGGGAUGCCUUCACCACAGAGUUUUUUGAGGACGACGCAAUGCUCACCAUCACUUUUUGUCUGGAGGAUGGACCCAAACGAUACACCAUUGGUAGGACGUUGAUUCCCAGGUAUUUUCGGAGUAUCUUCGAGGGAGGCGCCACUGAGCUCUUCUACAACUUGAAGCAUCCCAAGGAGUCCUUCCACAGCAACUUUGUCUCUCUCGACUGUGACCAGUGCACCAUGGUCACCCAGAACGGCAAACCUAUGUUCACACAGGUUUGUGUGGAGGGCCGCCUGUACCUCGAGUUCAUGUUUGAUGACAUGAUGAGAAUUAAGACGUGGCACUUCAGCAUCAGACAACACAGAGAGGUCCUCCCCAGGAGCAUCUUGGCCAUGCAUCAGGAUCCACAAAUGCUGGAUCAGCUGGCUAAAAAUAUCACCAGAUGUGGGCUGUCCAACUCCACACUCAACUACCUCCGUCUAUGUGUGAUAUUGGAACCCAUGCAAGAGCUGAUGUCCAGACACAAAACGUACAGUUUGAGCCCCCGAGACUGCCUGAAGACUUGCCUCUUCCAAAAGUGGCAGAGGAUGGUAGCACCCCCAGCGGAGCCGGCCAGACAAGCGCCCAACAAGCGGCGGAAAAGGAAGGUGUCGGGUGGCAGCAACGUGAGCUCUGGCGGGGGCGGAAACAGCAACAGCAACUCCAAAAAGAAGAGUCCAGCCAACAGCUUCUCCCUCUCCAACCAGGACCUGGUUGGAACAAAAACCUGUACAGUGCCGGAGCUUGAGGACCGGAGUUGAGAACCACUACGCAAUCUCUAAAACACACACUCGCUCUCAUACAACAUGCAACAUUUGGGUACAGCAGAAAGGUGGGACGCAGCAUGUCUGGACCAGACUCCACACAAGUGUGUUUUUAUUUUGUCUGUGUCGACUUGUUUUUCUUUUUGUAACCAAACCCCAGAAAUAUUCAUUCAUUGCACUGUUUUCACAAUUACUUACGGAUUUGAACUGUUUUGUUUUCUCCAUUAUUAUUGCUGAUGUAAAAACUGUAAAACAUCUAGACCCUGCAGUAUAUUCAUGUAUAAAUACUUGCUGUUAGAUCCUUCUUCUUGUGAUGGUAAUAACGUUCAUGUAAAGUCCUCCAUCUGUGUCACACUGUCACCAGUCCGGUCCUUUUGCUUCGGAGGAGAACACGGCUUUUAACAUCGUGAAAAACAAACAACAAAAAAAGCCUGCUUUGUACGUGUAGUCUCGUUACUGCGGGCCCAUUUUCUCUCCUACAAUAGAGAACAGAACACAUCUCAAAUUUGCUACUCGGAUAUUUUAAAAACACAUUUUGAAACCAUUGUAAAAUAAGGAAGAAUUCAAAAAAAAACUUUUGUAUUAAGUUUCCCAGCAAUGUUUUUAAUCGCAAUGAAAAGAAAGCUGCAGACCAAGGAGCUACAUGUAAAGAAUCUUUAGAUAUCAACGACACUGCGCUGUUUGUUUUUAUGAGGAAUCGUUUUGUUGGCUUGUGUCUGUGCUUGUAUAUUUUCUAGCUAGUUCUUUCUGUAAAAGUUAUUCUAUGUAUUCCUCCUUAGAACUUCAAGAAGCUCAAUCUAGUGUAAAGAGAUAAAACGCCUCUUAAGUUUUUUUUAUGUGAUUUUUAAUGGUACAAUCACUGAUUUAAAAAAAAAAAGGAAAAAAAAAAAGAAUUUUGGCCUCAUUUAGCAAACUGUAUUUAUUUUUCUAUGUACUGACAUGCUGUUUUAAGUCCAAUCCACCUGUACAGUGCUCAUUUUUGUAAGGUAUGCCGAGUCAGUAAAUGCUGGUUGAGUGGCAGUGCCCGAGUACAUUCAGAAUGGUUCACAAUCAAGAUAUUUAAGUGUUUUUUGUUGUUUUUUUGCUGUUGUAGGCUCCCUGUCCAUCUGAAUCAUGUAUCAGAUGCACAAAUAAAAUAAUCACAUUUAAAGAA